AUUUUAGAACGGCCUAGCCGCACAUAGGCUGCCUGAAACAACCUGGCCUUGUCUAGCAGCUGGAGACGGAACAGACGGAAGCACUGCAUCCACUCUGCCAUCUGCUAGCCACCCCUCCUGUGAUUCAUCGGCUAAUUUUCACUGUUGAGCAGCGUUAAUAUACCUCCUAAAACCGAACAUGAGCUGCUCACCGUGAGCAUGUCGGAAGAACUUCAAGAUCAACCCCUUGAGUACAGGGGGACUCCCCCACCUGUGACUAGGGGGCCUCCUCCACUUCCUCCUACAACACAGUCGGAACCUAAUCUUCGCCGUCCGUCACCAUAUACGUAUGUGACGUCGUCUCUGUCUAGCCAUUCGCGCUUUUCUUCGGUAGCAUCUCCUCGAUCCUUAACGUCGUCCCGCACUUCAUACAGUGCCGGCGAAGUUGAGCAAAAUCAUAUCAACAUUGGUAUUGAUUUUGGAACGACCUAUUCGGGUGUAGCCUGGGCUAUCUCAGGUGCGCAAGAACCAGAUAUUAACGUUGUGACGACCUGGCCGAACGCACCGACCGAGAGCUGGAGCGUGAAAGUUCCAACUGAGAUAUGGUACAAGGAGGGAGAAGCAUUCAAAUGGGGAUACUCUGUACCUCCGGAGGCGGAGCCGUUGAAAUGGUUUAAGCUUCUUCUCAUACCAGAUGCAGAGAUGCCUCAAAAGAUUCGGGAUGCGAAAGAGAUCAGAACCACCAAACGACUUCUGCAAAAGCUAGGCAAGUCGCUUGAAGACGUUAUCGCAGAUUACCUUCAAAGGAUAUGGGAAUGUGCAUUGAUUGACAUAAAGCAGCAACAAGGGUCAAGCGCUGACAGUAUGCCAUUACGGAUUAUUAUGACUGUUCCCGCGAGCUGGACAAAGGAUGCACGGAAUCAAAUGAAGAGCGCUGCUAUUAAAGCCGGCUUACUGAGUCGCCGGAUCGGCGUCAUGGACACCAAGUUCGAAUUCGUGGGAGAGCCAGAGGCAGCAGCCCUUGCCGCGUUCUUCGACGGAAACGUUCGUCGAUCAAUGAAUGCUGGUGAUAUAAUUACCAUUUGCGAUGCUGGUGGAGGAACGGUGGACACUGUUACAUACGAAAUUGAGCGGAUCUUGCCGAAUGUACAUCUUGGUGAAUGCAUAGCCGGUGACUCGGACUUGUGUGGGGCCACUGCUCUCGACGGUGGGUUCCAGGAACAUAUGGAUGGAAUGAUGGGGAAGGACAAAUUGAGCAAAAUGACACCAAGAAUAUUCUCCGAGCUAAUGUAUAUGUGGGAGCAUAACAUCAAGCGCCAAUAUCAGAAUUCAACCUCGGAAAUCGUCGCAAAGCUCCCUCACGAGGUAGCAAAAACGAUAAAAAAUCCUCUCAAGAUAUGGAAAAAAGGAAAUGGUAGUAAACAGCUUGUAGGUGAUGCAAUGAGAUAUACAUCGGCUGAUAUCAAGAAAAUCUUUGAUCCAGUGAUGAGAGAUAUCCUAACUCUCACGAAUCGACAGAUUACUGAAACCUUGAGAAGGAAGAAAAAGAAACCGAAAGCGAUUCUCUUGGUCGGUGGGCUUGGCUCGAAUAAAUUCCUGUACCAAAGGCUUCAUGCCGAGUACUCCACUGGAGACGUGGAUCUGAUCCAGCCACAAGGCAACAAGGCGUGGGCGUCUAUCUGUCGCGGUGCUGCAAUAAAGGGAAUGACCUUCGACAACUACGAUGAUGGCCAAGUCAUGCCGGUCCCUAUGGUGACGUCUUACAUCUCAAAAGCACAUUACGGCAUUGUGUUCAAGGUGCCUUUCGACGCGUCGAAACAUCCAGAGGAGGAUAGGAGGUUUGAUCAAGCCACAAACCAGGACCUAGCCUACAAUCAGAUGCAGUGGUACGUGUCAAAGGGAGAUGACGUGUCCCAAGGAAACCCAGUAAUCCUAUCAUGGCAAAAGUUCCAGCCAGACUCCAGGCCAUGCACCAGCCUCUCCGUAAAGAUAUUCGAGUGUGAGGCAAACAAUGCACCCAAUCGGAUGACCAGCGAAGUUCAGGAGUGUGAGACUAUCAUUUUUCCGAUUAACUGGGCUAGUCUGGCAGUGAGCGAGGGAGCAAAUGGUCAACGCUUCCGGAGAGUUCAGUUUGACUUGAAAAUGACGAUGUUAGGGCUAGGCAAGUUGGAUUUUGAAACCUUUGUAGACGGGAAGAUGGUUGCACGACAGAACGUAAGAGUAAAGGUUGGAGAUGGGGGGCUUUCCAUGCAUUGAAGAACGAAGGACAAAACGCAAUAUGUACGAAAAUGAAGCAAGAGAGGGUAAAACGGUUACUUAGGCGUUUAGGUGAAAAGGAAUGAAAGGAAGCUUGAAGUCAAACCAGAUCAGGACCUCGGGAUGUUUAGCGAGUUUAGUCUAGCCGAAUGAGGCUAGUGUUAUUUCGCACCUCACCCAAAUAA
Molecule: messenger RNA, 2420 nt
Organism: Lindgomyces ingoldianus
Lineage: Eukaryota; Fungi; Ascomycota; Dothideomycetes; Pleosporales; Lindgomycetaceae
Exons: 8
Coding region: 199-2235 (678 amino acids)
Source: RefSeq, a predicted model, not a curated record